Molecule: messenger RNA, 5429 nt
Organism: Cyclopterus lumpus (lumpfish)
Lineage: Eukaryota; Metazoa; Chordata; Actinopteri; Perciformes; Cyclopteridae
Exons: 12
Coding region: 592-3375 (927 amino acids)
Source: RefSeq, a predicted model, not a curated record
CACAGAAUGAGUCGUGUGGUGAGAGCUCCAGCACCAGGAGGAAUGACUUGACGGCUCUCAUUAAAGGGUUACCACUGAAUUGACAAAGUGGGGUCAGGGGCCCCCUUCAGGUCUUUGACGAGGCUUCGUGGGAUGAACUCAAGGCCGCUGUCCCUUCUUCUUCUUUUUUUCGUCUCUAAGAAAGCCGGAAUGACCGCAGUUUUUACACCAUAUCUUUUGUAUAGUGGCAAUAUGGUGGUUAAACUGUACCCGCCUUUUUUUUUUUAAAUGUUAAAGAUAUUUUAUCUUCUGCUCUAGCUGGCUAAAUGGUGUCUGAGCCGUGGAGACAAAAAAAGAAAAAGAAAGAAAGAAGAGCGCUUCCCCCUGGCAGGCAUCAUCCCCCUCAGUCAGUCUGACCGCCCACAGUCCGGGGGGAGAAAGUGCUGCUUUGUGAAUUAAGGGAGGGAGCGGCGGAGGGCAGAAAACUAACUUUAACCCAUAAAUAUUUCACAUUCAACCGGAGGAGGUUUGGACGGUGCAACCAGCGACACCCUGGCCGACAAGGACCGAGGAAACACAAAGCUGGUUUAUUUUUCGGAGAAGCUGUGAAUCAUGGUGGUCGGUUUUGCCUGUGUGGCUUGUCUCUGCCUGGUGGUGGUAGUCAGCGGUGACCCCUGCCUCAUCAUCAGCGAGAUCAACGCCGACAACCCCAGACUGGACACCACUGAGUUUGUGGAGUUGUAUCACACCAGUGGACAGCGGGCUUCCCUGGAUGGCUACACCCUUGUGUUCUUUAACGGAAAUGGCAAUAUAGCCUACAAGGUGCUGGACCUCAAAGGCCACAGCACGGAUGACAGGGGGUUCUUCCUGGUGGGCUCUGUGGACAUGCUGCCCAAACCAGCCAUCCUGCUGCCUCCCAACACGGUCCAGAACGGCCCGGACGCCAUCGUCCUCUACCACACAUCUGCCUCUCGCUACAGUGAGAAGAUGAACGUCACGUCCCUGGGUCUGGUGGACGCUGUCGUCUACAUGACUCGCCGCACUGGGGGUGCAGAGUUCCUCGCUGAGACUCUGACACCAGGAGAACCAGCCUUCGUCGAGGAUGAAAGGGCCCUCGAGGGGGACGAGUCAAUUGAGAGGUGCCUGCUGUCUGAGGAUCGCUGGGGCUUUCAGGUGUCCUCACCCUCCCCGGGUCAGAGGAAUAACUGCACCCCGCCUGCCGCCCCAGCAACCAUUCCCGUCAUUACUGAGCUGAAGCUGGGAGGAGGGCAGGUGGACGGGUUCGUGGAGCUGACUGAGGCUCCAGCUGCUGGUCCUCUGGUGCUGGUUGUGUUGGACGGGAGAACAGACAGGGUCAGUGUGAGCGUGAGCGUUGACGUGAACACUUCCAGGAACGGGUUGAUCUCUGUGACCAUAGAGAAGAACUACAUGAAAGGAGAUGAGUCAGGGGCAGUGGCUGUUUACGGUGGAAGAGCCUCUGAUUUCCCCGUGGGCGGUCAACUGAGCCAGGUUCAGCCUCUAGACGCCUUUGUGUUUGCUGGACCUGGAAACAAGCCGAGUGCCAACCUCACAGAGACUCUCAUCCCAGGCAGAGAGCCCUACCAACUCAGUAACAGUUUGAGAGAGGGAGGCUUCUACCUGAGUCGCUGUGGUGUGGCCACCUGGGCCAGAGAUCCUGGUGUCUUCUGGGAGGCCCCGCAAACUCCUGCACAGCCCAACCAGUGCCCCUGGCCUAAGAUCUGCCCGCACAGUAUCGUGAUUCCAGGAGGUACAGAUUCCCCACAUCACCUCCCACCCUGGGGGAACAGUGACUUCCUGAUCAAUGAGCUGAACACUGACACACCUGGCGCAGCUGAGGACGGCGAGUACAUCGAACUUUGGCACCCAUCAGGACGCCGGGUCUCCCUGCAGGGCACCUGGAUACUACUGUUUAGUGCAAACAACAACAGACCCUACAGGGAGAUCAGCCUGAGUGGACACUUCACCACAUCUAAGGGCUACUUUCUGCUGGGAAGUGACAGGCUGGUGCCAGCUCCAUCACUCCGCCUGCCUCCUAAUACCAUCCAGAACGGACCAGAUGCUGUGGCACUCUAUCGCAGCCCGUUUGGUCCACCAUCAGCUGCACAAAGGGGGAUCCCCACCAAAGGCCUGCUGGAUGCAGUGGUGUACCGGCAGAGGGGAUCCGACAAGGAGGCGCAGGAGCUGAGUAAAGCUCUGACCCCAGGACAGCUGCCUCUGCUGGAGGAUCCAGAGGUUCUGCCUGGUGAUGAGGCCCUCAGUCGUUGUAGAGGCCUUUACCCCUAUGACCUUUCUGCCUUUUCAGUGGCUCCACCCACACCUCUGAGGGAGAACAGCUGCCCCCGCCCCCCUCCAGCCCCUGAGGGUGUGGUCAUCAGUGAGGUGGCUAGUGGCCACUGGACCAAUCACAGCCAGCAGAGGGCCUUUGUAGAACUGCACGGCCCCCCCAUGACAGACCUGCGGGGCCUGGUGCUCUCCGUGUUUGACCAGGAGCGCAGUGGGACCGUCAUUGCCCUUCCUUUGACCGGUUCUGUGGACCAGGAUGGAUUUUAUAUUGUUGGAAAUGUCACUGGAGCAGAUCAGACCUUCCUGGAGGGCUCCGCGGUGCCGGUGCGAGGAGCAGUAGUCCUCUGCUAUGACCUGUUCAGUGUCUGUAGAGCCGGCACUGCUCUGACAAAUUCCAGUCUCAGAGAUGUACUGGUGUUCAGUGACAACCAGCAGCUGCUCUCCUCUCUGUCCACCACCAGAGGGAGACAGGUCAUUCCAGCUGCCAGGUCAGUGGAAGAUGGUCCUGUCUCACUGAGCCGGUGUUCAUGCUGCGAGGUCAGGAGCCCCUCCUCCUGGACGAGCUCCUCGCCCACACCCCACAGCACCAACCUCUGUCCGAGCUCCGCCUUUUCCAGUCACAUUGACCUUUGCCUCAGACCCCUGUCCAGUGACGGGCUGGAGCAGUCGGCAGACUGCAGUGGUCUAAUUCAGGGGAAGAAGGACGUGCAGGUGGCUGACUACCUGGAGCAGAAGUGUCACUGUGGCAUCUCUGCUUUGUAUCUCCAAGGAGCCAACUUUUCCUGUGUGUCCGGGUGGCUCCGAGUGUGGGGGAGCAUCCAGGCGCUGUCGGACCAUCAGAAGGCCCUCAUCAUCCAGACUUUGCACAUGAAGCCCUCAUCUGCACAGGGAGAUGUCUGCUCUGCUCCAACUACAGGCCGUUACACAAGCACAGCGUCUGCCCUGGGGUUACAGAUAGGGCUCAUAAUAGCACUGCUCCUGCUGCUCGGACUAGGAGCAGCUCUGUUCACCUAUUUCUACAGGAGGAGGCGCCCUCUGGACUAUUACACCAUGGAGCUGAGCGAGCAUGCGGAGGGACUGGCCGACCUAUAAUCCAGGCAUCUGGAAGUGCUCGUGUGGGUGGGAGGACUUCAGCAGAGAGAGCAGGGGGGUAAUCAGAGGUUCAUUGCACCUGUGCGUAAAUGAUUGUGCGGUUGUUUGUUGUUGUGCCACCACAAGUGUCCUUCUGUGUGUCUUUGAAAGAUUGCGGAUGAAAUGACUCGCACUUGUCUGUUAACAGCAUGGUUGGAUCCGGUGUGAUAUUUCAUAGCACCGGUGACACUUGUAAUAGGCAACCCAUGAAUUUUAAAACAAUAACAUAUUUUUCUAAAGGUUGGUGUACAACCUUUGCCUAUGAACAGUGCUGGUUACUACUUAUAAAGGAAAAGGAAGAUAAAAGGGAGGAUUUAAAAAAAAAAUUAUAUAUAUAUAUAUAUAUAUAUAUAUAUAUAUAUAUAUAUAUACUUCACUAAAUGGUCAUUCUUCUUGACUUGUUUAUGUUACUGUGGAAAAAGCCUUUUAAAUUAAAAAGUUUAAAAAACCAUGCUAUGCAGGAAGCUCUCAACUAAAUUACCGUCAUCACAUUCUCAGCUGGUACGGCGUUUUAACAACCAACUUUAUUACCAAGAUAAUAUUUGUCAAGCUCGCAUUUAGUCUUCAAAACGAUCAACUUCCUGCUUUGUUUUCCUGCUACUUGCUGUAAUAGUCCAUUUUAGGCUCUAGUCUCUCACAGGGCUUGAUUGUCUUUUUAAAUGUGAACGUCUUUAGCUAACUUCUGAUGAUGUCUGUAACCACUUUUGUAUGCUUACUUAAAGCAAACUGUUUACAUUUUCUUGAUCGAAAAAGGAAUGUGAGGGAGCAAUUUCUUAAAUGAAGAGUAGUUUAUUUUCUAGUAAUGAGAGAUUGCUUAAGAAAAUCAGAACUACUUUAUGUUUCCUUUUUUAGUGGCUCAGAUAUCUGCUGUGCCAUUGUACUUAUUGUACCAAUAUGUGUUAUUUGAUCAGCUGAUUCCUCAUUAAUUUGAGGGAAAGUACAGCCAUCUCUGCUGCAGCCAUAAGUGUAAAGACUGGAUAUGUUGUUAGUUAUUCUCAGGGGUGGAGCCGUUAUCGCCAUUCUGAAGGAAUAACUUAUUGUGGAAAUACAGAGAAUAGUUGGGUUCAGAGCAAAACGUAAAAUAUUUGGAUUGGUUAAGCUAAAUUCAUUCCACUUUUUUAAAUGGAAAUUAUCAUACAAUUGCCAAUACAAAGUGUCAGGGAAAUAAUGUGUAAGCCUUGAUAUGCUCGAUUUUUAAUAUAGUUGCAGUGUCGCUUAACUUGUAAUGAUGCCUUUCCAAUCUGCUGUAGUGCACAGAAUACUUGUUUGCUUUAAUUGUCUUUGCGAGGAAACUUUUCUCCUCAGUACCAUUUUCCUCAGUUCUAAUUUCUCAGUAUUGACAUUGACAUACACAUUGUCAAGCAAAAUGAACCCAAUGAAAUCACAUUUAUUCUACAGCAACACUUUUGCUUCCAUAUGCGUUCUGCUCAUUAGCAAAACAUUUAAAACCAGCAAAGUCAUGUAAAUGAAUUCUCCCCCUCCAAUUUGUUAUGUUAUGUUCAUAUAAUGUCUUUUUAAUGUAAACUUCUAUAUCUAUAGGUUUUGUGUCAAAUGGUACAAUUCGAAAAAAAAACAAAUGUAAUAAAAAAGCAGGAGGAAAUUGCACCACAAGAUUACAUCCUAAAUAAUAUAUUGACCUGCAAAUGUGCUGACUCUUGAAUAAGAAGUGAGAUAUGUCCGCCCUGAAGAAGCUAUACAAUACUGAAGACAAUGUGUAACACUUCUGCUCACCGCACUUGUUUAUAUGCACUGACAACAAUCAUACGAAGUGGAAAAGAAUGAGAUCAAGAGCAGCAAAGUUCAAAUCGAACACAAUUGCAAGAGAAACCAGAAACUGUUCAAUCUUUUUGGGGACUCAAAAAGUCUCUGUGUACAUGCAGAACAGAAAAAAAGUGGAGAGAAAACUUUGUAUCAUCUGCAUCCCCAGAUUGCGAUUCAAAAGCGCUCUUCCAGUUCAUUUCCCCGUUUUUCAAUGCACUUGUAGCAGGUUUUAAAUAAAAUACUUUGAUUUGCAA